AGGAGGGGGGGUACAACGAACGGAAGGGGACGUACAGGAAAGGAAAGGGCCGCACAUACACGUCACUGGAGGAAACAGAAAAACACUGGGAAAUAUUUAAUUCCUACAAUUAUUUAUUCAACCCUGUUCUGUUGUGCGUCCGCAGUUUAAAGCGCAACUUCCUCUCCUCGGUUAUCGGUGAGAGCUCUCUGUCGUCACCCCGCACAGGAGGGCUGGCACUAACACACAGCCACGGAACUUCCUGUCAAGACACAGCACAGGCGAAAAGAGCUGCUGCAGACACAAAAAGGGGAACGACAUCGGAUGUUGUGAAAAGGAGAGGACACACUCCAGUCCACAAGGUUUCUGGGCAAAGAAACGGUGCCAUUGUCCUCCUGCUGAGGGCGAGCAGAGCAGAGCAGAGACCGCCCUGGUGCUCGGCUAAUUAGCCGAGAGAGAGGCAGAGCAGCGCGACUAGCAGGGUGAGCUGUCCUCGUCGGGGUGGUGGUGGUGGUGGGGAGGAGGAGGGGUGCCGGACUAUCGCCCCGGUCCGACUAACGUCAAGUCCAGGCGCCGGUUCGGUCUCCCUGACCCCUGCCCUGUCGCGCCUGUCGGUCGCUCUGGCAGACACUAGCCGAGACCGAACAUGGCAGGGAACCUGAAGAAAGGUGGGGGGCUUAUCGGAAUGAUGAAGGAUGCCUUUCAACCACACCAUCACCACCUCCACUCCCAUCACCAGCCCGGGGCCGUGGACAAAAAGACGGUGGAGAAAUGCUGGAAACUAAUGGACAAGGUGGUGCGGCUGUGCCAAAACCCCAAAUUGGCUCUGAAGAACAGCCCCCCUUACAUCCUGGACCUGCUGCCAGACACCUACCAGCACCUGCGCACCAUCUUGUCUCGCUACGAAGGCAAAAUGGAGAUGCUGGGGGACAACGAGUACUUCCGGGUUUUCAUGGAGAACCUCACCAAGAAGACCAAGCAGACCAUCAGCUUGUUUAAAGAGGGCAAGGAACGCAUGUACGAGGAGAACUCGCAACCCAGGCGGAACCUCACCAAGCUGUCGUUGAUCUUCAGCCACAUGCUGGCCGAGCUGAAGGCCAUCUUCCCCAAUGGUCUGUUUCAGGGCGACAACUUCCGCAUCACCAAGGCAGACGCUGCAGAGUUCUGGCGGCACGCCUUUGGGGACAAGACGAUUGUGCCUUGGAAGAUGUUCCGUCAGUCUCUCCAUGAGUUUCAUCCCAUCAGCUCAGGACUGGAGGCCAUGGCCCUCAAGUCCACCAUAGACCUCACAUGCAACGAUUAUAUCUCAGUCUUUGAGUUUGACAUCUUCACCAGGCUAUUCCAGCCUUGGUCGUCCCUGCUGAGGAACUGGAACAGCUUGGCAGUUACUCACUCUGGUUACAUGGCCUUCCUCACAUACGAUGAGGUCAAAGCCCGGCUCCAGAAGUUCAUCCACAAGCCUGGCAGUUACAUCUUCCGACUGAGCUGUACACGGCUGGGCCAGUGGGCCAUUGGCUACGUGACAGCAGAUGGAAACAUACUCCAGACUAUUCCCCACAAUAAACCCCUCUUCCAGGCCCUCAUAGAUGGCUUCAGGGAAGGAUUCUAUUUAUUCCCCGAUGGACGGACCCAAAAUCCAGAUCUGACAGGACUGUGUGAGCCGUCGCCUCAAGACCACAUCAAAGUCACACAGGAGCAAUAUGAGCUGUACUGUGAGAUGGGCUCCACUUUCCAGCUGUGCAAGAUCUGUGCCGAGAACGACAAGGAUGUGAAGAUUGAGCCCUGUGGUCAUCUCAUGUGCACCUCCUGUCUCACUGCCUGGCAGGAGUCGGAGGGUCAGGGAACCGGGUGCCCCUUCUGUCGCUGUGAGAUUAAGGGGACAGAGCCCAUUGUUGUGGAUCCUUUUGACCCCAAAGACAACAGUGGGGGCUCGUGCAGGGGCCUAUUUGGGGCUGAGGGUUCUCCAUCACCCAGCUAUGACGAUGAUGAUGACGACAGACUUGAAGACCCCCACCUCAUGAUCAGCAAACUCGCGUGCACAAAGGUGGAGCGCCCUCCGUCACCCAUGUCCAUGGCUCCUCAGUCCUCUCUUCCGCCUGUUCCGCCCAGACUAGACCUGCUACCACACAGACCUCCAAACCCACCUGGUGCCUGCAGCCCCGGGGUCACCAGUAAGGCAGCAUCUCACCACAAAGACAAGCCUCUUCCCCUCCCCCCAGCACUGCGUGAUCUCCCCCCUCCUCCUCCAGACCGUCCCCACACAGCCGGGGCAGCCCCCGAUGGACGGCUGCAGAGGCGGCCCUUACCCUGCACUCCUGGGGAGCCCCCUCGAGAUAAGCUCCCUCCUGCACCCCCAAACCGGCCCCUGGCUGAUUGGAACUCCCGUCCUGUUCCGAAGGCGCCCACUUCCUCCUCCUCCUCUUCUUCUUCUUCUUCUUCAUCUUCUUCUUCUUCAUCGUCCUCCUCCUCCUCAGCAUCCUCAUCCACCCAAGUCUCCAGUCUGGGAGUGGACAUUCGAGCAGGUGUCAGGGAACUCUCCAACCGGCACUCCCUCCCCUUGGCGCUGCCUUCCGCUCUGGACACACGGUCAGACUCGUACAAGCACAACAGCUCCCUCAGUCUGGAUCACCAGCUGAAUUUUGUGGCAGUCGCCAGUCAAGAUUAUGACAACCCCAAAGUCAAGCCCUCAACCUCAGCCAACGCCAUCUAUUCACUGGCAAGCAGACUUUCUCCAGCCCAGAGGCCAGUGACAGGAGAGGAGGCAGGUGACAGUGAGGAGUCAGAGUACAUGAUCCCCUCCUCUCGCCCCGUCCUGCACCCCAUCACGGCACCAUCUGGAGGGGAGACCCCACCAGUCCAGAGACCUCCACAUCCUCAGACUGCAUCAGCACUCCAGACACCGAGGCAAGCUACUGCAGUCAACUCACGGCCGACACCGGCUGAACUAGAGGAUGGACCUCAAAUGUAUGAAGCCAUGUACAAUGUCCAGGCUGGGUCACAACAAGCCAGUGAUUCAGACUAUUCAGAGUUGCCCCCUCUGGCGAUGGCCAAUGGCCCAAGAGACCAUGUAGCCGUGGACAGGGAGGAGGAGGAGAACAGCUACGACUUCCCAAAACCCCGGUUGCCAAUGGCCACGGCCCGACGGACCCUUUCAGAACUGGGGGGGUCGUCUUCCUCCUCUUUAUCUUCCUCAUCAAGCUCAUCCUCCACAGUUGCUUCCAGCCGCCUUUCUCUUGAUUCGGAUGCUGGAGCUGCAACACCCUUCUCAGAGCCGGUGGAAGCACCAGAGAGACCUCCAAAGCCCCUUCCCAGACGAAUCAACUCAGAGCAUCGAUCCAGCCCCGUCCCACCCGUCCCUGCUCCACCCUGUGGUGGAGCAGCAGGAGGAGAAACCAACCCCCAAAUCACUUGCGAAAUUGAGCACCUCAUGAGUGAGGGAUACUCUUACCUGGACAUCCAGAAAGCACUGUUAAUUGCACAGAACAAUAUUGAAAUGGCUAAGAAUAUCCUCCGCGAGUUUGUCUCCAUUCCCUCCACUGCGCAUGUUCUCACAUAGCAGUCUCCUUGUGCGUAUGCUCUCUCGCCCUAGCUUGGCCCAGCCUGGUUGGGUUUAGGUUGGCACCGCCCAGCCCAAAAGCCCGGUGCCUGCAGCACUACCUCCGGUGCUGGCCGACGCUCUACAUCCCUGUGGAUUUCUAACUGGCUGUUACACCAGUGAGCUCACAGCCUCGCUGGGACUUUGCGCCCUGCACUCCAUGCGCUUUCAAUAGUGUCUGGCCUUCUUGAAACUGCUACAGCAGGCCUCUUGGUUUUCAUGGACAUCUCUGCGGGAUGUACCGAGCAUGUGUGGAACAUUGACCGGACGCCAAAUGGCACCAGACUUUCGUAGGAAUCCUGGGAAGGUGGAUUGUUAUUUCCAUUGUUGAAGCCUCUGUCUGAAAAUGUAACAACACCUCACAAAUAAAACUAAAAGUGUAUGUCUAUAUGAAAAUUUAAUAUAUGAGUAAAUAUAUAUUAAAUGUGUGUAAUAUAUACAGUACGUGCAUAUAUAGUAUGUAAAAAUGACUUUGAGGGUCGCUGUUGGUACAAGCGAUAUCGGUAGGCGGGGACCAUUUUAUAGAGGGCUUUGGCCCUUUCUCGGACUGAGGGAUGUGAGAGUGGAGAAAUAAAAUGUGAGGAAGAGUCAGGACGUCUUCCUCACCAGGAUGUGUCGGCAUCCUUUAGAAGA
Messenger RNA from Cyclopterus lumpus (lumpfish), 4207 nucleotides. It is a transcript of the gene cbl, whose product is annotated as Cbl proto-oncogene, E3 ubiquitin protein ligase. Bases 626 to 3535 code for a protein of 969 amino acids. The transcript has 17 exons. Gene Ontology annotation, cellular component: plasma membrane; membrane raft. The record is from RefSeq and is a predicted model, not a curated record. Gene Ontology annotation, molecular function: SH3 domain binding; calcium ion binding; phosphotyrosine residue binding. Gene Ontology annotation, biological process: cell surface receptor signaling pathway; negative regulation of epidermal growth factor-activated receptor activity. Lineage: Eukaryota; Metazoa; Chordata; Actinopteri; Perciformes; Cyclopteridae.